CUGUCACAGACCCACUCUUCAUCACCACUCUGCUUCCUUCCCUUUCUAUCUUCCAUCACUGCCUUCAUAACUUCCAUUUUCAAAACCUCCAACCUCUGUCCAUGGCAGCUUUUUCAUUCCAAUACCACCCUUUCCUUGUUGACUCUCCAUUUUUCUCUAGUGCUCCCAUUAAGAUGCCAGCUUUCACUGAGCAGCCUCAGGUUCAGGCUCAGGCUCAUACAAAUCCUGCUCCUCAGUUUCAAGAGACAUCUUUAGAGAAUUGCUUCGUUGAUCAAAGCUCCAAGUUUAACAUGAGUGAUAAUGAGCCUUCUUCUGUGACCAAAAACCAGAGUCCUGAGACCUCUGUGGUGUUGGAUAAGCUUGAACCUGGUGAGCAGGUUACUCAGAAGGUGACUCCUAUGGAGAAGAGGAGGAGAAACAGGAAUCGUUCUUCCCUGAGUCAUCCUCAAUCGAAGGAGCCUACCGGAGAAAGAAACAAGAGACAAAAAAAGAGCAACAAUGGUGAGGUGAAGGAAGGAGAUAAGCCAAAAGAUAAAAAGAAGAAUCAGAAGAAGAGUCCUGAAGAACCUCCAACAGGUUAUAUCCACGUAAGAGCAAGAAGGGGUCAGGCAACCGAUAGCCACAGCCUAGCUGAAAGGGCAAGAAGAGAGAAGAUAAGUGAGAGGAUGAAGUUGUUGCAGCGACUUGUGCCAGGCUGUGAUAAGGUGACUGGAAAAGCCCUCAUGUUGGAUGAAAUCAUCAAUUAUGUUCAGUCCCUACAAAAUCAAGUGGAGUUCUUGUCAAUGAAACUUGCUUCUGUGAAUCCCAUGUUCUAUGACUUCACAAUGGACCUUGACUCCCUCAUGAUCAGACCAGAGAAAUCAAAUUGCGUGGCAUCAGCACCGCCAUCUGUGCAACAAGGCAACCUCAACCAGGCCACAACUUUUGCUGAUACAACCACCAUUACCGCCACCGCUAGCACUGGCUUUCCUACUGCUAAUGACUAUCCAUUGGACAAUUCAGCUUCUUCUUUUCUCCAAGGACAGAGAGCCAAUGUCUUAUCUGAGGACACAGGUAGUCAAUUCUGGGACAUAGAAGACCCACGCCAAAAGUUUCUUCAUCCGUAUGGGAUCAACAACAGCUUAUGUUUCUUUCAUUAACAAUAAAUUUAUAUACAGCUGCCCUGCAAGGCAACAACAUGUUAGGAUUUAUCUUUUCCAGUAGGUACGGCAGCUCCAGACAGCCACGAGAAUCAGUGAAAAAGUAGUUCUUAUGCUCGAAAGACCAGAGCCACACUUGGAAUCAUUAUUAUCAGUCGGAGAAGAAAUUAGAAUUGGUCGCCAUAAUAUUAUCUCUGGCUUGGUUCCUAGUCCAUCAGAUUAAAGUGGCCUUUAGGACAUGAAUAAAGGGCGGCAAAAUCAAUGGAUGAAGAACCCAGAGGACAUAUACUGCCGACCAAACAAGACCAUAUCUUUUCUAGAUCCAUUGUUCUGUUCCUGUUAACUCUCCAAGUGAUAUGUUGCACAUAUUCCAAGAUGCUCUGGGUCAAUCUUAAAGACAUCAGACUUUGAAUAGAUCAUUUCAAUCAUGUAAAUUAUAUUAUAUGUGUGUGUGUGUAUAUUAAAAAAAGAUUCUUGUGGUGGCAGUUAUUCCGUUGCAACAGUUAAUUUCACCGUUAUUGAGAAAUGAGAGGCCGAUGCUACGAUCAUGUUCUUGACAUGACAAGCUACGCAGUUUUCUGAUCAGUUAGCUUUAUGUAUAUGUUAUCUGCGGAAUCUUCAGAGGUUUGGCCUUAUUAUAUUUUC
Neltuma alba is the source of this 1784-nucleotide messenger RNA. RefSeq names its product transcription factor bHLH137-like. The record is from RefSeq and is a predicted model, not a curated record. NCBI's taxonomy places the organism in Eukaryota, Viridiplantae, Streptophyta, Magnoliopsida, Fabales, Fabaceae. Gene Ontology annotation, cellular component: nucleus. The transcript is spliced from 8 exons. Gene Ontology annotation, molecular function: protein dimerization activity; DNA-binding transcription factor activity. Bases 102 to 1139 code for a protein of 345 amino acids. Gene Ontology annotation, biological process: regulation of DNA-templated transcription.